UAAGUACCUGCUGACGACUCCCCAGCUCAAAGCUGUACUGGCCGUUCUCCGGUUCGUGUCGUGUCUGCUGUCUCAAAUCUUAUCGCAUCGUCAGGAUGUCUGGUCGUGGCAAAGGUGGCAAGAUAAAGGGCAAGGCGAAGAGUCGCUCUAACCGUGCUGGGUUACAGUUUCCCGUGGGCCGUAUCCAUCGACUACUGAGAAAGGGAAACUACGCCGAACGCGUAGGUGCCGGUGCUCCGGUUUAUCUGGCCGCUGUGAUGGAGUAUCUUGCCGCCGAAGUGUUGGAGUUGGCUGGUAACGCGGCUCGUGACAACAAAAAGACGAGAAUUAUACCGAGGCACCUGCAACUCGCCAUCCGCAAUGACGAAGAAUUGAACAAGCUGCUAUCGGGUGUUACCAUCGCUCAAGGUGGCGUGUUGCCCAACAUUCAGGCAGUACUAUUGCCGAAGAAAACAGAGAAGAAAGCAUAAACUGAUUAUGACUGAGAGACAACAAUCUUUGGUUUGCAACAAUCGACAUAACAAUGGCCCUUUUCAGGGCCCCAAA
Messenger RNA from Pogonomyrmex barbatus (red harvester ant), 546 nucleotides. Its product is annotated as histone H2A-like. Gene Ontology annotation, molecular function: protein heterodimerization activity; DNA binding; structural constituent of chromatin. Gene Ontology annotation, cellular component: nucleosome. NCBI's taxonomy places the organism in Eukaryota, Metazoa, Arthropoda, Insecta, Hymenoptera, Formicidae. The record is from RefSeq and is a predicted model, not a curated record.